AUGGUUUACUUGGCGUUGAGGGGUGACAUUGGCUUCAGAGGUCCCCGUGGCAAAACCGGCGUGCCUGGAAUUAUGGGCAAACCUGGAUUAUCUGGAAUUUCUGGAAACAUAGGUGUUCAAGGGUUUAAGGGUCAAAAUGGACCAGUUGGAGACCAGGGACUUCCAGGACCAAAGGGCCCAAAAGGCCUCCCUGGACUUAGAGGUGAAAAAGGAAAAGAUAAAAUGAAAGGUGCAAAGGGUAGAACAGGUGGCACUGGGUUACCAGGGCCCAUUGGUCCUCAGGGGCUCAAAGGAAAUGCUGGUAUAGAGGGGGUAAAGGGUCCAAAGGGUCAAAAAGGAAAUAAGGGGGACACAGGGCCACAUGGUCCACCAGGACAACCAGGACUCUCAGGGCAUCCUGGACAACAUGGAAACAAGGGACUAAAGGGUACUGAGGGGAGCAAAGGACCAAAAGGCCUAAAGGGAAUGUGUGGGCCUCCUGGAAAGCCUGGAGCUCAUGGAAAACAAAAGUUCACUCAAAGACCCCUGAAAAAGUCCAAACCAAAAGAAGGGCCUGGAAUGAAUCCCAAGACAAGAUCCACAAAGGAAGCUGUGACUGAAGGUCAUCAAAAAUCUCACAGACGACCCAAGAUAUCACAAGUAAAUGAUCAACCCUUCAUCUGGCCACUGGGUAGUGAAAACAAUCCAGCUACAACCUGCCAUGAAUUAGGACUCAUGCAGCCGCAUCUGACUGAUGGUUAUUAUUUCAUGGACCCAAACCAUGGCUGUCCAUAUGAUGCUUUGAAAGUGUUCUGCAACUUCACGGCUGGAGGAGCAACAUGCUUGCAUCCUUUAGAGCCACAGGUAAAAUACUGA
Periophthalmus magnuspinnatus is the source of this 855-nucleotide messenger RNA. It is a transcript of the gene col24a1, whose product is annotated as collagen alpha-3(V) chain. The record is from RefSeq and is a predicted model, not a curated record. Lineage: Eukaryota; Metazoa; Chordata; Actinopteri; Gobiiformes; Gobiidae. The transcript has 13 exons. Bases 1 to 855 code for a protein of 284 amino acids. Gene Ontology annotation, molecular function: extracellular matrix structural constituent.